This is a messenger RNA of Cynocephalus volans (Philippine flying lemur), 9974 nucleotides long. It is a transcript of the gene AAK1, whose product is annotated as AP2 associated kinase 1. Gene Ontology annotation, molecular function: protein kinase activity; ATP binding. The coding region runs from base 403 to 4377 and encodes 1324 amino acids. The record is from RefSeq and is a predicted model, not a curated record. NCBI's taxonomy places the organism in Eukaryota, Metazoa, Chordata, Mammalia, Dermoptera, Cynocephalidae. The transcript is spliced from 22 exons. Gene Ontology annotation, biological process: protein phosphorylation.
GGCGGCGGGUCAGUCUCCGCCGGGCGCUCCGGGGAUCAGCUGGCGGGCGGGCGGGCGCCUAACGCUGCCCCGGCUCUCGCCUCAGCGCCGCCUCCUCUCCGCGUCGCAGGCAGGCCCGGCGGCCGUGACAAUGUUGCGGGGCUGGUAGCUGGGCGCCGGCCGCCGAGCCGUCUCAAGUUUAAACUUACACGAAUCGCUCUCUGGAGGAGGAGGGGACCCACCGCGCGAUUGACACGCAUAUUCCUAUAGGCAUCCUCCCUCAGCCCCCACCCCCACGGCCGGAUUCGGGUGGCUCCUCUCCGAGCUGAAAUCCGAGAAGAAAUCUUUGGAUCUCUUUUCUUAAAAAAAAAGAAAAAUUCCAGAAACCAUCAGUAUUUUGCUUUGCUGCUUCCUAUUUGCAAGAUGAAGAAGUUUUUCGACUCCCGGCGAGAGCAGGGCAGCUCUGGCCUGGGCUCCGGCUCCAGCGGAGGAGGGGGCAGCACCUCGGGCCUGGGCAGUGGCUACAUCGGAAGGGUCUUUGGCAUCGGGCGACAGCAGGUCACUGUGGAUGAGGUGCUGGCCGAAGGUGGAUUUGCUAUUGUGUUUCUGGUGAGGACAAGCAAUGGGAUGAAAUGUGCCUUGAAACGCAUGUUUGUCAACAAUGAGCAUGAUCUCCAGGUGUGCAAGAGAGAAAUCCAGAUAAUGAGGGACCUGUCAGGGCACAAGAACAUUGUGGGUUACAUUGAUUCUAGUAUCAACAAUGUGAGUAGCGGUGAUGUAUGGGAAGUUCUCAUUCUGAUGGACUUCUGUAGAGGAGGCCAGGUGGUAAACCUGAUGAACCAGCGCCUGCAAACAGGUUUUACAGAGAAUGAAGUGCUUCAGAUAUUUUGUGAUACCUGUGAAGCUGUUGCCCGUCUGCAUCAAUGCAAAACUCCUAUUAUCCACCGUGACCUGAAGGUUGAAAAUAUCCUCUUACAUGACCGAGGCCACUAUGUCUUGUGUGAUUUCGGAAGCGCCACCAACAAAUUCCAGAAUCCACAAACUGAGGGAGUCAAUGCAGUAGAAGAUGAGAUUAAGAAAUACACAACACUGUCCUAUCGAGCACCAGAAAUGGUCAACCUGUACAGUGGCAAAAUCAUCACUACGAAGGCAGAUAUUUGGGCUCUUGGAUGUUUGUUGUAUAAAUUAUGCUACUUCACUUUGCCAUUUGGGGAGAGUCAGGUGGCAAUUUGUGAUGGAAAUUUCACAAUUCCUGAUAACUCUCGAUAUUCUCAAGAUAUGCACUGCCUAAUUAGGUAUAUGUUGGAACCAGACCCUGACAAAAGGCCAGAUAUUUACCAGGUCUCCUACUUCUCAUUUAAACUACUCAAGAAAGAAUGCCCGAUCCCAAAUGUACAGAACUCUCCUAUUCCUGCAAAGCUUCCUGAACCAGUGAAAGCCAGUGAAGCAGCUGCAAAAAAGACCCAGCCAAAGGCCAGACUGACAGAUCCCAUUCCUACCACAGAGACUUCAAUUGCACCCCGCCAGAGGCCUAAAGCUGGACAGACUCAGCCAAACCCAGGAAUCCUUCCAAUCCAGCCAGCCCUGACACCUCGGAAGAGGGCCACGGUUCAGCCCCCUCUUCAGGCUGCAGGACCCAGCAAUCAACCUGGCCUUUUAGCCAGCGUGCCCCAACCAAAAACCCAAGCCCCACCCACCCAGCCUCUGCUGCAAUCUCAGCCCAAGCAGCCACAGGCUCCGCCUACCCCACAGCAGAUGCCUUCCACUCAGGCCCAGGGUCUGCCCACUCAGGCCCAGGCCACACCCCAGCACCAGCAGCAACUCUUUCUUAAGCAGCAGCAGCCACAGCAGCCACCACCACAACCACAGCAGCCAGCAGGCACGUUUUACCAGCAGCAGCAACAGCAGGUGCAGACUCAACAGUUUCAGGCAGUACAUCCAGCAACCCAGCAACCAGCGAUUGCUCAGUUUCCUGUGGUGUCCCAAGGAGGCUCUCAACAGCAGCUGAUACAGAACUUCUACCAGCAGCAGCAGCAGCAGCAACAGCAGCAGCAGCAGCAGCAGCAGCAGCAGCAGCAGCAGCAGCAGCAACAGCUGGCCACAGCCCUGCAUCAACAGCAGCUGAUGACUCAGCAGGCUGCCUUACAGCAAAAGACUGCUGUGGCAGCAGUACAGCAGCCCCAGGCGCAGCCACCUGCAGCCUCACAGCCAUCCCCUGCCCAAGAGCCAGCGCAGAUUCAAGCCCCAGUAAGACAACAGCCAAAAGUUCAGACAACCCCACCUCCUAACAUCCAGGGUCAGAAACUUGGAUCUCUCACUCCUCCAUCAUCCCCCAAAACCCAACGUUCUGGGCACAGGAGGAUUCUCAGUGACGUAACUCACAGUGCAGUCUUUGGGGUCCCUGCCAGCAAAUCAACCCAGCUGCUUCAGGCAGCUGCAGCUGAGGCCAGUCUCAAUAAGUCCAAGUCUGCCACCACCACUCCAUCAGGCUCUCCUCGGACCUCCCAACAAAACGUUUAUAAUCCUUCAGAAGGUUCUACAUGGAAUCCCUUUGAUGAUGACAAUUUCUCCAAACUCACAGCUGAAGAGCUGCUAAACAAGGACUUUGCCAAGCUGGGGGAAGGCAAACAUCCUGAGAAACUUGGAGGCUCAGCUGAGAGUUUGAUCCCAGGCUUUCAAUCAACCCAAGGUGAAGCUUUUGCCACUUCCUCAUUUUCUGCUGGAACAGCUGAAAAAAGAAAGGGUGGGCAGACUGUUGAUUCUGGCCUCCCACUUCUAAGUGUAUCUGAUCCUUUCAUUCCUCUUCAAGUACCUGAUGCACCAGAAAAACUAAUUGAGGGACUCAAAUCUCCUGACACUUCUCUUCUGCUCCCUGACCUCUUGCCUAUGACAGAUCCUUUUGGUAGCACUUCCGAUGCUGUAAUUGGUAAAGUCAUCAUCUCUGUUUCUUCAGUCAUGCGUGAAAAAGCUGAUGUUGCUGUUGAAAGUCUUAUACCAGGACUGGAGCCCCCGGUUCCCCAACGCCUCCCAUCUCAGACGGAAUCUGUGACCUCAAACCGCACAGCUGCAGAAGAUAGUAAUCUCAUCUCAGGUUUUGAUGUCCCUGAGGGCUCGGACAAGGUGGCAGAAGAUGAGUUUGACCCUAUUCCUGUAUUGAUAACCAAAAACCCACAAGGGAGAUGGCUUGAUGUUAUCAGGAAGUUAGUGGACAGCCAGCAAUUCUCAGGCAAAAUACGUUUUGAUUUGAAAAUAGCGACCUCUUUGCAAGGUCUCCAGAGAGAGCCCAGUCCUUGUCCUGUAAUAACUGUAGAGCACUUUAAAGAAUCGACUGGUAUUAAAGGCCUACCCCUGUAUCCACACCCCUCCAGAAUACCUGGCACAAAGACUCAGAACAAUUUAGAAUCCGACUAUUUGGCCAGAGAUGGCCCUUCAAGCAACAGCUCAUUCCACAGCAGUGAAGAGGAAGGGACUGACCUUGAGGGAGACAUGCUAGACUGCAGUGGGUCUCGACCUCUUCUUUUGGAGUCUGAAGAAGAGGACGAGAGCUGCAAGCCCCCCCAGGGGAAGCUGGGAGGAACUGUUCCAUCUGCUCUGCCUGAAGUCUCUACUGAGCAAGCAAAGGCAGUGCAAGGUAGAAGAAAGAACCAGUUCCAAGCCCUCACACAACCAGCUGCUGAUGGGCUUGGUGAGCCAGAUGUUUUUACCACAGCCCCCUUCAGGAGCUCAAGGGUUCCAGCUAAUGACAUGGACAUUUUCUCCAAAGCUCCAUUUGUCUCCAAGGGCAAUGUGGCUCCUUCCCAACCAGAGGAGGCAGACGUAUUCUUGAGAGCUCCUUUUACUAAGAAGAAAAGCAUGGAGGAGUUAACAGUUGUCCAGAGUACCUCCCAAGAGUUGCCUGCUCAGGCCAGUCUCCUAGGUCAGACGGGUGAUGUCCCUCUGCUCUCAGGCCUUGAUAGAGCAGUGUACACCUCUGUCCAAGCUCAGUAUUCCAUGGUUGGUUUUGUGCAACAGUCUAACUUCCCUUCCCCUUCUGUACAAAUGGCAGACCAUCUUGACAGCGUCUCCCCCAGGGGUUCCUCCCUGGAAUCUGGGGGCCAUCCUAGUGACAGAAACAAAGGACCUCCGCCCCAGAAAGAAGCUGUCUCAGGCCCCAUGACUGGCAAACCAUUCUGCCCCCAGUCCUUAUCCAAAUAUUCCCGUCACUAUAGCCCAGAAGAUGAGCCAAGUCCAGAAGCCCAGCCCAUUGCUGCCUACAAGAUUGUUUCACAAACCAACAAGCAGUCAAUAGCUGGCUCUGUUUCCAUCACAUCCCUUUCCUCCAGGACUGCAGAGCUGCCACCUGCUGAUCCUUUUGCUUUGGCACCCUUUCCUUCAAAAUCAGGCAAGCAGAAACCUUAGGUGCAAUACCUGAGCCUUAGGCCUCUGUCUCCACCCCACCCCCAAUACUCACCACACCCCAUUCCCUGCUGAGCCUUCCCAAGAAGAAAUAUUAUCAAUUAUUACCUUUCAGUUCCCUGCAUCAGAGCUGAAUUAUUUCAUUCAACAAACUCAGUUGUAGUGAUAUUUAGUUGAAUCCCCUUUAAGUUAUGCUCAUUUUUGCUGUUGUUAAUAUUGAUUUCUGGACUUUCAUGCAUUUCCAUUUCCUUCAUAGAGGCCUUCCACCUCCACCCAGAACUCUGCUUUUUUUUUUUUUUUUUUUCUGAGAAACUGUUUUAAACUCAAGAAUAGUUUACCCCAGUCCCAGAGGGGCUGUAUUAUUGCUAGUUUUAAUUCCUGCUGCUCCAUUUCUGAGUCAUGUCCAUUGAAGAAUCAAAAUAGUCCCUCUAGGACUUGGCUUAAUACUUUUGAAAAGGGGAAAGAGCAAGAUAAAAGUCCUGCACAUCAAGAAAUAUAAUCCUGCAGCUACAAACCAUUCCUGUAGAACCAGCAGCUCUACGAGGAUUCUCUGGAUCUGUUUCUGAGUCUGUGCAAGCCAGGCUGGCCCUCGUGCAUGCAUGUCUGUGGGUGUGUAAUGUGCAUCAGAUCCUUUCCUGUGUAGAUGUGAACGCAGAUGGGAUAACUGCUCAUGUCUAAUUGUGUUGGCAGGGCCUUCCCCACAUCCACACUUUUUAAAUUAGUACAAGUGCACAGGUAUGUGUGUGCAUGUGUGUGUGUGUGCACAGGAAGCAUUUUUCUUUUAGGUAAAUCCUGUCCCAUCAUGCCCACUCCAUUAUCAAAUCACUCAUUUACUGGUGUUUAUCUGCUGACCUAACUGACUUGAGUCCUGUUUGUUUUUUUGUUUUGUUUCAGUUUUUUUCUCAUGGCAGAAUUGAAUUCAUUGCAAGGUGUAGGGAAAUACUACUUAAACAGGUUUCAGAGUAGAUUUUUUUCCUCCAAAAUUUGCUUUUUGCUAUUAACAAAUUCCUUUUACCUGGUUGUGAAAAAUUGUUUUUGUACAUUUUCACUUCACAACAAGAGAAAAGAGCCCCUCGUUUCAGUUCCAACCACUGGAUAUAUGGACUCAAUGCCAUCAUUAUGGAACCCAUUAAUCAUGAGACUAGGCUACAGACUAUGUUUGCUUGCUUUUUGUUUUUUCCCUAGAUCUUCGUCAUCUCUCUCUAUUGCCAACUGAGGAAAUAUAAAUCUGAGACAUGUAAAUGAGUUUGUCUAGGAGAAAGGAAAAGAGCUGAAUCAGCUAGCCAUGAAAACCUUUAAAUUCUGUAUCCUCUUUAGAUGUUGAAGUAGGCCAGACAGGUGACUGACUUGCAUUUUUGAAAAUGUCUUUUAUUUCUGGAAAGAUCUGACUCAUUCCUAGCUUUUUUCAUAUGCUUUAUUAUUAGUGCCUUAAAAUAAACCCUGCAUCUCAAUGGGGAGAUUUCUCCUGAGGAAGUCCAACUUAAUAGAAAGAGUUGCUGCAUCAAGUUUCAAUUUGAAAUCUUCCUAUGACUUCUAGUAAAAGUUAGUGAUUUCUCCAUUAGCUGGAGAAGUUCAGAGAGUUGUUUACCAAACCUGAUUAAUGAUUUAAGAAUUAUUUGAAAUUCUUCCAAGAAUAAAGCCUAAAUGUCAAGCUCUACUGCUGUUGAUUAGGUGUGAUAUUCUUUAAAUUUAAAGUUAGAGAACUUAGCAGUAAAAUAUAAAGAGCUACUUUUCAACCAUUUCUAAUUUUUCUUUUUUUGGUUAGCCUCUACCUAUUUCAGAUGUCCAGGUUAAAAAAUAGCUUAAAUAAUUGGCACUGUGUCAGGACUACUAGCAGUAGUUGCCAACUGAGGUCUCAACUGUGCCAGAAACCUAUGUCUUUCACAUGCUAAAUGUUCAUUCUAAGAAUUCACAUUCUCCCAGUUAUCAUUUCUGAUUUUUCUGUGCAACAGUGGAUGCAAAAUCAUCUUUCCAGAUGAAUAAUAGUUUUGGCUAAUGCACAUGGAUCUUUGCACUCUAAACUCUAUCCAUGGUCAUUAUGAAGUGAAACCUUCAAAGGAAUGAGCUAAGAGGCUAAGGAGUAUUCAGAGAGAAUUUUCACCCCAGGUUAAAAACUCUUAAAAGUGGGAGGUCAUUGUGCUUCACUUUUUCAAAUAUAGGUUGAGCAUUCCUAAUCUGAAAAUCCAAAAUCCUAAAUGCUCCAAAAUCUGAAACUUUCUGAGCCCAGACAUGAUGCUGAACUGUAUUAGGGAUGCUCAACUGGUAAUGUAUUCUGCAAAUAUUCCAAAAUCUGAAAAAAUCUGAAAUCUGAAAUACUUCUGGUCCCAAGCAUUUCAGAAAAGGAAUACUCAACUGUAUUCAGGAUUACCUCUAUAACAGCCCUGAAAAAUAUUUUUCCCUUGGGUUUGAUCACUCCCUCCUAAUCAAGAGACCAUUUUAAUUCUCAAGGUACAAAUCAGAAUAAAAUUUUAAGCAGUUGAAUAAUUUGUCAAACAUGGGCUUGUAACCCUCUUUUUAUUCUCUCUGGAGACCUAUGAUGAGUGGAGACUCUGCAUACCUUCUUUGAAUAGGAAAAUGACUGUAAACACAUGCAAAUUUCUUUUGUUUUUAUCUUAUUCAGUGAUGCAUGAAAAAGUUUUGAUUUGUGUAUUAAUUGUUAGCUAAUACCUGGUGAAUUCUACCAACUUGUACUAUAGUAGGGUUUUAUUUCCUGUCUAAUGGUGUUCUUUGGAUCAUGUUGGGUAAAUGUAUUAUUUAAAGAUAAGAUAUUCUUGCCAGAGAUCAUCCUGAAUCUGGAAACCUGGAAAAUUUUGUUUUAAGGAGAAUCACGAGUGCUUGGGGUGCUAUGAAUUAGUAGAAAUGCAUGUUUCCAACAACUAUAUUGCAACAGGUUAACAUAAAAGAGAAAAAGAAAAUAUAUAGUCAACAAAAUACUGCACUUUCUAGUUUUAAUUUGUGUUGUGUGUUAUUUACUUUACACAUUUGAUAGGGAAGACAGGAACUUGUGACCUUUCAUUUCAGUGAAAAGCAAUGAGCCAGAAUAUAUUUAGGCAUAAAGCAUUGAACCACAACAUGUACUGAUGAAUUCCUAAAGAAUCCACAUUAAAUGACUGAUAGACACUAUUGAAUUAAUGAAGUUAUCUUAAUGUGUGGUGAAAAAAAAUUAACAUAGUUUCUUGGGCUCACGUAUAACCCUUUGGUUCCAAAUCCUUGGUUAGAUUAGGAAAUGGAGUGAAUAAAAUUUGAUGCUGAAGCAGAUGCUGGGCAGGACCUAAAGGAAUCUAGAUCAUAAACCCUAUUUUAUUUUGGGCCCACUUAUUGUUGAGUUGAAAAUCUCAUAUGUGUAGGCUGCUGUGUCUGUGUUUACAGGGCCAUGUUGGGUCCGAGUUUGAGCUGGCAACCAAGAUCUCUUUCUGAACUUUCAAGAAAGAUACCGAUAUCUUAUUGGCCCAUUAUUUAUUUAGUUAAGUUUUAGAAUACACGUACAUCAGUGUUUUCAACUAUUUGGUGGACAUUUCACCGAUGUGUACGGAAAGUAGCAGAUUUAAGUAUAAUCACCUGAGUGAUCUGACAAUAGAAAUUCUCUAUUUGCUUCCCAAAAGAAAAAUAGUCAAAACAGUAAAUCAAAUAGGAAAUUUAAUUAUAGGAAAUUAAAGAAAGGUGAGAUCCAAUUCACUCAGCAGGAAGGAUACAGCUUAAGAUGGUCAUUUGGGUCCCUUUAAUAAACAAAGAUGUUCUUCUUUGCUGUGUGUUUGGAGUUGAAGUUGGAGAACACAUACCACCUGUCAACUCUGAAAUGGCUGCUGGUCACACAGAUGUGGUUUUAUCUGAGAAUUUUGGAACCCAAACUAUUUUGAUGAAAGGUACAUAGGAAAGCUGCAGAAAAGACUGCAGACUGCAUCCUCUAAAGAGAGAGAAGCACCUUGUUAAUGUCCACAACCACUCCUGAUUUCUAGCUUCCUGUCCUACUUGAAGGAGUAAACAUUGAAAACUUUAAAGGGAAUCAUGUAAAUUGUUUUUCCAUUGCCUUUGUCAACUAAUACUAGUUUUUUUGUUUUGUUUUGUUUUGUUUUGUUUUAAUCACCAGCACACUUGCAAACUUGUUAUUGAAAAUUUUACUAAAGGAAGAGAAGAGUUUCAAAAGGCUUGAGGGUAAAAAGUAGUAUCAAGUUGGGAAUUGCUUUUGUUCUGUUCCUGAAAGUCUUCCUGAGUCACCACCCUUGUUCUUGUUCCCAUUUCUUCACUUCACAUUCCCCUUUUUUGACCACACUAAUAUGUGGAUGGUGAAAGGUAAAGGUGAAUGAUCAUGUUAACUUUUAUUUGCCUCCUUAAGUUUCAGCCCAGCCUGUGACCAUCACACCAAAUAUGAAUGAAAUGGCUCAAUUGCCCAUUUCUUAUGGACUAGAAGAAAGGAUGAAGGAAGGUUGGCAGGACCCCAACCUUGCUCUCUGGAGACACAACACAGAGGCAGCUCUCCACCUUGAUUUUACACACAGGCCCAGAGUGCCUAGAAUGUAAGGGCGAGUUUGUGUGUGAAGGGACUCUAGAAUAGCUGAUAAAAAUGGCUAAAUGUUAACCAUACAUGGCUUAGUCCAGUAUUCCCAUAACUUGUAAUUCCAUAAAUUUAGUCUGACUUGUAUCCCAGCAAUCACUAAUUAAGUAUGUGUGACCCCAUUUUUGAGUUUAUAGUAACAAUGUUCUUGAAAUCAAGUCAAUGUUACCUGUAUUGCAUUGUAAUAGAACCAUAUAUACUGCAUAAGUGGUUUUUAUCAAUGUCAGUUAAAGUAGGAUGGGCUAGAGUUUGGGAGUAAGGGGAGACAGUGCAGCCUUUGCACUCUGAAAUGGCAAGACAGUUGUAGUCUCUGAGUCUACCAAAGAUUCCUGUUUGAGGGGUGUGAAUGGAGUGUGUGUGUCUGUGUGUGCAUGCAUGCAUGCACACAUAUCGUCAUAUUUUCUUCCAUGUUGUUAAUUCAAGCACUCCAAAUAAAGGCAUCCAAAGAAUACUGAGAAAUGACCAUAGGUAUUUGGCAUAAGUUAAUUUGAUCCCCUUUGCCAAAAUCUCUCAAAGUUGGAACUGGAGUUCUCAACAAAGGUGGGGGAAAUGGACCAUUGCUUUAGCCUCAUUCUCCAGUAAACAUCUUCUCAUCCACAAAGAUGAAACUCAGGAGAGCUUGUCCUAAAGGCUCAUGUGUGGCAUUGGGAGGGCAAUAGUGACCAGAACACCACAAGGCCUGCAAGAUGUUACUUUGAAUGAGGGAACAUUUAGCAUCGUUUGUUCUAUGGAGAAGAGGUGAACUCCCUCUUCUGACUAUUUGAGUUGACUGAGGAGGUUCUACCCAGCUGUAAGGAGUGUUGAGGCCAUCAUGCUUCAGAAAAUAAUGUGCAUACAAUCUCAAGGGCUGUCAACAAGGGAAAGGAAGGGAAAAACAUCUAUAAAGUCAAUCUUAGUUUUUGCAAUACCUCUCAUUUCCAGACUGUUGGAUUUAUGUUAUUGCACUCUUAGUGUGAUCGAUCUUAUGUAUCUGAUAGUUUUUAUGAAUAAUUGUUUGAGUUGUAAACUCCUAUACACUUUAUUAAAAUGAACCUAAUUAAAUAAUUUA